CAACAACGCCGGCGAGGACUUAAUGGAUGGGCUUCUCUUAUUCUCUGUUGCAGUCACUUUGCUGGAAUCCAUCUAACGAAGGACACUUCGCGACUUGAACCUAGGCGGUGAAUGCUGAGGGGUUUCUUUUACAAAAUUGGAUUUUUGCGGAUUUCUAAAAACUGGAUAAAGGAUCGGACUCAUUUUUAGUACUGUUAAAAAAAACCAAACCAAGGCACAACUUCUAGACUAGCAGAUAUUGCUAUAUGCAAUAUCUGGACUUUUGGAUGACCUUCCUAAUGAGAGAUCCAGUUAUCCAAGGCACGAGUAUGGCAUACCACCCGUUUUUACCGAACCGGGGUCCAGAGUUUGCCAUGAGCGCCAUGCUGGGCCACCAACCGCCUUUUUUCCCAGCUUUGGCAUUGCCACCGAACGGCUCGCUUUCACUGCCAGGAGCGCUCGGCAAGCCCAUAAUGGAGCAGUUGAUGGGCACCGCGGAUUCGGGCCUGCAUUUCUCCGCUCUGGGACAUCAGGCCGCCGCUGCUCAUCUUCGGCCUCUAAAAACACUCGAGCCAGAGGAGGAAGUGGAGGACGACCCAAAAGUUCACCUCGAAGCGAAGGAACUUUGGGAGCUCUUCCACAAAUGCGGCACAGAAAUGGUCAUCACCAAAUCAGGAAGACGAAUGUUUCCUCCGUUUAAAGUAAGAUGUACUGGCCUGGACAAGAAAGCCAAAUAUAUUCUGUUGAUGGAUAUUGUAGCGGCUGAUGACUGUAGGUAUAAAUUUCACAAUUCGCGAUGGAUGGUGGCCGGUAAAGCUGACCCCGAAAUGCCAAAACGGAUGUACAUUCAUCCCGACAGCCCAGCCACUGGCGAACAAUGGAUGUCCAAAGUCGUCAACUUUCACAAACUCAAACUCACCAACAAUAUCUCCGAUAAGCAUGGAUUUGCCUUGUUUUCAUUUCAGACAAUUCUGAACUCCAUGCACAAAUACCAGCCAAGAUUUCACAUUGUUCGUGCCAACGACAUUCUCAAGCUCCCCUACAGCACGUUCAGAACUUACGUUUUCCCCGAGACUGAUUUCAUUGCUGUUACUGCGUACCAAAACGACAAGAUUACACAGCUAAAAAUCGACCACAAUCCGUUCGCUAAGGGGUUUCGAGAUACUGGAAAUGGAAGACGUGAAAAAAGGAAACAGUUGGCCUUACAAUCCUUACGAUCCUACGAGGAACCACAGAAAAAAGAGAACGGCACUUCUGACGAUUCAUCCGGGGAACAGACUUCGUUCAAAUGUUUUCGUCAGGCCUCUUCUCCUGCCGUGGCAACCGUUGGUCGGCAGAGCUUAAAAGAUUUCUGCGACAGCGAUGAAGACAGUGAUGAGGACGAAAGGGACGCAAACCCCAAAGAAGGACCAGACUCAAGCAAAAUCUCCACGACGACUGAAGACGCAAAGGAGCGCGAGGGUGCUUUGAUCAAACUCAAUUCGUUUGGAGAAGGCGACUCUCGAUUAAGAGAGAGCAGGACUGAGAAAAACCGUGCCGAUUCGCGACAGAGUCCUGUAACGCUCAUUUCCAGCACCACACGCUCGGGAGAAGAGCUUAAAAGUCCCGCUGGAGAGCAGUCCAAACUGGACGAGUGCCGCUCCGCAAGCAAGGAGAGUUACACGACACCACUCACUGUUCAGACAGACGCCGGCGUGCAUCUGAACCAGAGCCACUUGCACAGUUUCGGAUUUCCGCCCGGUUUGGCUGGGCAGCAGUUUUUCAAUCACCUGGGAAGCGCCCAUCCUUUCCUCUUGCAUCCCAGUCAGUUCAAUAUGGGAGGUGCGUUUUCCAAUAUGGCCGCCGGGAUGGGGCCUUUAUUGGCAGCCGUGUCCUCCGGAGGAAUGACCAGCAUGGACACGGCCAGCAUGGCGUCACCGUCACAAAGUCUAGCUGGAGCGCCGGGAGUGCCUUUUCCUCUGCAGCAACACGUUCUGGCAUCUCAGGGUUUGGCGAUGUCUCCCUUUGGAGGCAUUUUCCCUUAUCCCUAUACGUACAUGGCAGCAGCAGCUGCUGCUUCUUCUGCAGCCACCUCCUCAGUCCAUCGCCACCCGUUCCUUAACGCCGUACGCCCGCGUCUGCGGUACAGCCCUUAUUCAUUACCGACUGUCCCGGACAGCACUUUGCUCACAACCGCCAUUCCUUCCAUCGACCUGAAGGGGGACAUCAUGGCUUCCAGUCCCGUCUCUGCAACGUUGGACUCCACGUCUGAGGUGACCAGCCGUUCCUCGACUAUAUCCUCUGGCUCGCUGUCUCUUUCGCCAAAAACGGGCUCUGAAAAAGAUUCAAACAACGAGCUGCAGAGCAUCCAGCGCCUUGUGAGCGGACUCGAAUCAAAACAGGACAGAGCGCGAAGCGUUUCUCCAUAAUAAUAAUUAUCAUUCGUUAUAGUAAGACAUGAUCUGCAUUGGGAAUCAUUAAGGACAUUGAUGAUUCGGAUCGUGUACGACGGCGCCCUGUUAGCGAAAGCGGGUUUACAUAGGCUACGGACCUAUAGAUUAAAAAUGGUCGAUUUAAAAAAUGCACUUUGGUGAAAAACAAAAUAAAAUAAAUAGUUGUGUUCUUGUCUUGUUAAAUUAAAAAAAUCUUUUUUUUUCUCUCCUGAUAUUUGAAUAGAUUACCGUAGAAGUAUUGAAAAUGAACAGCUUGACAAGGAAAAUGUCACAGGUCGAAUAAGCUGCUGCUGUUCUCACGACGUUUUAUGUCAAGUUGCUGGGGGUGUCAACAGAAAGAAAAUAUGCACUCUUAAUAGGUUCUUAGUUUAUUGGAUAUCUCUUUAUCUAAUAAAAUACUGCUGUGUUUUUAAAAAAAAAAUAGUCAUUAUAUAGUCUAUUGUUUGAAGCCUGUCUUUACUGCCAAAUGGAAGCAGGCGUUCUGCAUGUUUUGUUUUUUUUACCAAAUACAGACAACUACAUCCAACACGUGAAAAAUGACGACGAAGCAUUGCGUGCAAUAUUACGUCACGGGUUUACUUUCAUCCCGAGUGUAGACUCAUGUACCCUAAGUCAAUGAGCAAACAGUAACCAAAAGUUCGGACCUUGCAAACUCUUAAAAUACAUGGGUUAUAGCCUCCAUUAAUCAAACUAUAUGAUAUUGAAGGCUACCCGCGGUACACAAAAACAAUCCAUCGUUCACAUGAAUUGGGGAAAUGGGGAAGCUUACCGACGGACGCGGUUCUAAUGACUAUAAUGUAAAUAAUAACAUAUAAUGUAGCUAAAAAGUAUUUAUGUAAUUAUUUCAUAUGAAUAUUGCUUGUAAAUAUAAUGGAUUUGGUUUCUUCAUAGGGGAUCUGUUAUUAAUUUAUUGUUGAUAUACUGUGUAAAAAAAUCUUUGUGAGGUAUCCUCUUUGCUUAUGACAUUCACGUCGACGUCCCUCUGACUAUGGAUUGUAUUGAGCCCCGUAAAAUAUCUGCACUGCUAGGUUCCUAGCAGACCCAUGUGCCAUUGUUCCAUACUGUUCUCUGUGUUUAAGUGUUUCUGUUCAAACGCAUUAAAGGCGACAAAGCAGUGCGCCAGUGUCUUCAUCACGAUUAAAUCAUCUUCUUUUUAUGUCUAACACACAAAAAACACGAAAAAAGCUUAUAUGUUCAGAAAUAGGCUACGUUUGUUGCCAGAAGUGUAAAGUAAGAUUUUUUGUAUAUAUUUGUGUUUUUUAUUUAAUUUUGAACAGUUUACAUCAGCAGUGUUUUCUUGAAAGUGUCAAUAAAAAUCUUAAAUCAAUCAAGAUUUAAAAUUGGUUGAAGAAAGCGCAAAAUAAGGAGACGAAUAACUUGAGAAAUCUUGAAAAUGUGAUCAUAUUAUAAAGAAAUAUUAAGUUAUGAGUGCAGAACAGGAGGGAGGCUAAUAUAAUUCCACUGAAGAUGUCAAAUGCAUCGUUUUUGCAUGCAUGUAUAGUGUGAUCUACACAACAGCUAUCCAUCAAGGGGUUUUACCGAAUGCAGUUUA
Messenger RNA from Clarias gariepinus (North African catfish), 3963 nucleotides. RefSeq names its product T-box transcription factor 3a (gene tbx3a). Bases 246 to 2387 code for a protein of 713 amino acids. The record is from RefSeq and is a predicted model, not a curated record. Gene Ontology annotation, cellular component: nucleus. Gene Ontology annotation, molecular function: DNA-binding transcription factor activity, RNA polymerase II-specific; RNA polymerase II cis-regulatory region sequence-specific DNA binding. Lineage: Eukaryota; Metazoa; Chordata; Actinopteri; Siluriformes; Clariidae. Gene Ontology annotation, biological process: regulation of transcription by RNA polymerase II; central nervous system development; cell fate specification. The transcript is spliced from 7 exons.